CCUGGAAGGGAGUGAGGGUUGGAGGAGAGGGGAGGGCAGAGCAAGAGCAAGAGAGAGAGAGAAAGCAAGAGAGAAAGAGAGCACAAUUCACUCGGUGAAUUGCUUGCAAGCUUUGGGCUGAUAAUUAGGGAUCUCAGGAGAGCAGUUUCUCAGAAUAACCUGCUUGCCUUCAAAUGGACCGAGUGGAGACAGUGGUUCAGUCCUGCUGAUAUUUUUUAAGCCCUCCUCACAGUUUGAUGGGCAUUCCCAGUGCUUUUGUGCACGUCUCGGAGAGCGUUGACGUGGAAAGGAGCAGCGAGGAGGGGGAGGUUGGAGAAAAAAACUGCAGCUCUUCUAAAAAUACGGAGGGCAUGCAAGAGUGUGAGCAGGCUGGGGAGGAGGGUGAGGUGAGAGCGCCUCGCGCCAUGGUCCCCGGGUGCCGGCGCAGCGCAGUUUCAGAGAUGUCCCUCCUGUGACUGGACGCACCAUGAGCAUCUGGGAGGUGAUCCUGGCUUUCGUGGUGGUGGUGCUGAUGCUCGUGGCCCUGCUGGCCAACGUGCUGGUGCUGAUGUGCUUCCUGUACAGCGCUGACAUCCGCAAGCAGGUCCCGGGAUUGUUCAUCCUCAACCUCACCUUCUGCAACCUGUUGAUGACCGUUUCGAACAUGCCCCUGACUUUGGCUGGGAUCAUUUACAAGAGUCAACCAGGAGGAGAUCAGAUCUGCCACAUUGUGGGCUUCCUGGAGACUUUCCUCACCACGAACUCCAUGCUGAGCAUGGCAGCUUUGAGCAUUGACAGGUGGAUUGCUGUGGUCUUCCCUCUAAGUUAUCACUCCAAAAUGAGGUACAGAGAUGCUGCUCUCAUACUGAGCUACACGUGGUUGCACUCGGUGUCGUUCCCGAUAGUGGCAGCUUCUCUCUCCUGGGUGGGUUUCCAUCACCUCUAUGCCUCCUGCACCCUGUACAACAAGAGACCAGAGGAUAGGACACAGUUUGUGAUUUUCACUGGGGUCUUUCACACCCUCAGCUUCCUCCUCUCCCUUAUAGUCCUGUGUUUCACAUAUCUAAAAGUGCUGAAGGUGGCACGGUUUCACUGUAAGCGGAUUGACGUGAUCACUAUGCAGACCCUGGUGCUGCUUGUGGACAUCCAUCCCAGUGUAAGAGAGCGUUGUCUGGAAGAACAAAAGAGACGGAGGCAACGAGCAACAAAGAAAAUAAGUACCUUUAUUGGUACUUUUAUACUUUGUUUUGCACCUUAUGUUAUCACAAGGCUUGUUGAAUUGUCCUCUGUGGUCCCCAUCAAUUCCCACUGGGGAAUCAUUUCCAAGUGCUUAGCUUACAGCAAAGUUGUUUCCGACCCUUUUGUGUACUCUUUGCUACGAAAUCAGUACAAGAAGACGUGGAAGGACAUCGUAAACAAGAUCCUCAAAAGAAGCUCCAUCAACUCCUCUGCCCUCACGAGUGAGUCACACAACCAGAAUAUUUUGCAGCUGAAUGAAUGAGGAGCCUGGUAUGGGAUAUUCAAGAACCAUAAAGUGAUAUGUGGGAAACAAAAGUAACUGGCCUAACCCUAGUAGCUAUCCUCAGCUGUCAAGGUUUCAGGAGGCUGCCACAGAGGCUGGUUGAAGCCCAGCCCCUGUAACACCUAAGGGAGGCAGGCUGCUUGGUGCCUCCUGCCCCCAACUACAAGUGUGCUAUUGAUACGUGGUCCUGCAGGUUUCGCGGGUACAAAUCUCCCAUUGAUUUUCAUCAGCAGUUACACAUACAUACAGGGUGAAAAGCUAGUCUUUCAUGUAAGGGCUCAUGAGAGUAGAGGAAGCAGACUGGUGUGAUCAAGAGAUUAUUUCAGAAAAGCCACGCAGGGAUAUGUGUGUGGUGUUUUUCAUGGGAUGCAGGUAAGGCUCACUCCAAUCUAGCUGACAAUCUGGCUUUACUAAAACAACCCCAGUCUAGUUGCUUCAGGAUGUUCCCUACAGAAAGCUCUUAAAAAGCUUAAUAGCAAAACUUUUACCUGGGUACUCAUACAGUGCCCAGCAUAGUUUUCAACCUCUUUUUAUACAUAUUAUUUGAACAAUUCUGUAGAACUGAAUGGAGAGUAAAUCACUUUUGUAGUACGCUGCAGGCUGGAUUUGGCCAUGUCUUCUAAGUAACUUUCACAGAAACCCAUUAUUUUCCUCCCCAUUAAAUUUCAGAACAGUAAAAAAGGUAGAUAGGAUGAAAAAAUCAGGAUGAUUCCUGCCUACCUUAACCACUUUCUAGUAUAUCUGAGCUACACAGAGAUGGAUUUUGCCCCAAAGCUGCAAAAUUGGUCCCCCUGCCCCAUAUAUUAAUAAAUAUAGUUAAUGAUGGUUUAUUCCCAUAUAUAUAUAUAUAUAUAUUAUUUGAAGGAAAGAUGAGCCCACAGCUGAGUUUAAAAGUAUCGUUUCCAAAGCAAGUAGAGCAAAAGUAAUAGACCUCCUCCCCACCUUGAAAGUGCUGACAGUAAUAUUAUUCCACAUCUGAACAAGUGCAAAUCUCAGAGGUUUCAAUUGCGAUCUCUGUAGCACUAGGAUGUAGCUCUGCUUAUUAAUGUUAUUAGUAUUUACCAUGCAUUCAGCUCAGCCUGCAGCUAACAUAGACCCAUAUACCACUAAAAUUUUCAAGAUCAGGAAAAUCCUAUGUGACACUUCCUCAGAAACCAUCACAGUAUCUUAAUUUUUGUAAACAAUAUUUAGUUCAUUGUAAGUAAAACUGCAGCAUGUAGAUGGCCUCAUAACUGUCACGUAGGCACAUGAUGUUGAAGCCAUCCUCCAGUGACUAAUGACAAAUUACUUUCCUUGGUAAUUUUCAGUGACUUCUCUCUGAAUUCAGUGAAAACACUAUGAAAUGAUAGUUUAAGUGUUUUCUUAUUAACUAAGAUGUAGAAAAUCAAAAGCUUGUCAGCACUAGGAUUUUAGGAAUAAUCAAUUUCUAAAACAACUUGCAUCAACAAAGUCUGUCCUCAUCAUAACCUCUUAAAAUUAUUUUCAGGUAAAGAACUAUUGGUUUCAAAUGCUUCACAUUUAUACUUUGAUUGGUAAAAGACUUGCUACCAAUUCUGACCUUAAUUCUUCACACAUUUGUCUCCAGCAAGUGACUUAAAUUCCAUAAGACAAAGGUAAGUUAACAUCAGAAGUGAAAUUAGUUUUUGCUCAGCAAGUCAAGGAAGCUUCUCUCCAGUGUCCAUAAAUUACAUUUUUUUUUUUUAGGUGAGGGUAAAACUGUAAACAGAUGCCCAGACUAUGAACAUUCUCAGUUAAGCAGACUUCAUGCAUGCAAUAGCAGCUUAAAUAAGAGCUGAUAUAGCUGGCUAUAUUAACAUCAAUUCUUGCAUAUUCCAGCUGUAAAUACAGAAGUCAGGACCAUAUUGAAAAAAUAGGGCCCCAAGUACUAAAAAUGUUGAAUUAAUUUUAGUUGCCACCUCUUGUGUUCUCCAAACAAAAGGCAUCUAUAGCUCUGCAGAGAAGCCUUGGCAGAAAAGGUUACUGAUCUAAAUUAGUAUAUUGUUUCAUUUAUGAUAAAUCAUAAAUAUCAGUUAUUUUGCAAACCUCAGCAUACUCCAUUUUGCAAGUUUCACCAUGAAUAUCUGCCUUUGACACAACAGAUAUUAUGACAACAACAUUUUUCCUUCAUACCUUGCAAAAAGCAUCCGCUGCUGUAAAUUCUGACUGUUGAUUAAGAACCCAGAUAGGUAACUCAGUGAGAGGUUUCACCUCAAAGUCAGUAAAUUUGGAGUAAUACCUCAGUCACUAGUGUGAAGAGCCUCGCCUUAUCCCUCUCUCUGGCACAAUACUGCAGCUGCAAUCUAUAAACUCUCAUUGUCACUUGCCUUAUAAGUGCAAAAAUUAACAGAAUGAAGAUCAUUAACUAACUACCAUGUAAGUAAAAGUCUUCAUCUCAGCUAUUCAGUUUAGUUAUAAAACUACAGCAUAAACGUAAAAAAAAAUAAA
Molecule: messenger RNA, 3946 nt
Organism: Cygnus olor (mute swan)
Lineage: Eukaryota; Metazoa; Chordata; Aves; Anseriformes; Anatidae
Gene: GPR26
Product: G protein-coupled receptor 26
Exons: 3
Coding region: 467-1480 (337 amino acids)
Biological process (GO): adenylate cyclase-activating G protein-coupled receptor signaling pathway
Cellular component (GO): membrane
Molecular function (GO): G protein-coupled receptor activity
Source: RefSeq, a predicted model, not a curated record